UGACUCCAAGGUCUGUAGAAUGGCUGACAAGUUGAAGCAAAUUGCUUGGUCUGCUAUUGACAACUCUGCCAUUGGAUUGCAAAGUUUGAGUGAAAAGAUAUGGUUGAACCCUGAACUGUGUUUUGAAGAACAUGAAGCUCACGAUGUUUUGACUCGUUUCCUAAGAGACAAAGGAUUCGAAGUCGAUGAGCAGUACACUUUGAAAACAGCUUUCAGAGCAAGAGCAGGAGCCGACGAUGGUGUUAACGUGGCAGUGAUUUGUGAAUACGACGCCCUUCCAAACAUAGGACAUGCUUGUGGCCAUAAUCUGAUUGCAGAGGCAGGUUGUGCUGCAGGCAUUGGUAUUAAAGCAGCUCUAGACACAAGCGAAAUACCGAUUGGCCGUUUGACUAUUCUUGGCACCCCAGCUGAAGAAGACGGGGGAGGAAAAAGUCUGAUGAUCAAGAAUGGUUGUUUUGAUGAUGUUGAUAUCGCUAUGAUGGUCCAUCCAAUGCCUGUUGAGAUGCCACAUGCACUUUUUGUUGCCAUACACCAGUGGGUAAUUACAUACUCUGGCAAGGCAUCUCAUGCUGCUGCAUUUCCUUGGGAAGGAGUCAAUGCACUUGAUGCAGCCAUAGCUGCUUACAAUGGAAUUUCAGUGCUUCGUCAACAGAUGAGACCGUCGUGGAGAGUACAUGGAAUAAUCAGCAAUGGUGGAACGAAACCAAAUAUCAUACCUGAGAAAUCAGAGUUACAGUACUUGUUGCGUGCCCCAACAGAAAGUGAACUAGAGACAUUGAUAGAGAAGGCAAGAGCCAUAUUUCUUGCUGCCGGUCAGACAACUGGAUGCAGUGUUGAUAUAAAGGACGAAGAUCACUGCAUGAAUCUAGUGAGCAACAAAACGCUCCUUGAUCUAUAUACUAGGAACUCACUUGACCUUGGUGUCCAAUUUACUCCUGAUCAUGUUCCAGGAAUCGGUAACAUUCAUGAUAUUCCUUUAGGAUCAACCGAUAUGGGAGAUGUCUCUUAUGAAGUUCCAUCUAUUCACCCAGUUUAUAGCAUUGGCACUCAUGCUUUCAAUCAUACUCGUGAGUUUACUGCUGCUGCCAACACAGAUUUUGCUCACGAACGGACAUUGGUGGCUUCAAAAGCUAUAGCAGGAUGUGCCAUUGAUGUACUGACAGACCCGGAAGCUCUUAAAGCAGUCAAAGAUAGUUUCAAACUGCAAAUGCAGCAAGUAUAAAUUAUCCUUCAGUUGAAAAUUCUGUGCUGGGAAGGGUCUAGAUUUGUAGCGACCGAAUAUCGUAAUUUUUAUAGCUUUUUGGAUUUAUUUGUUGAGGAAACAAAGAAUA
Messenger RNA from Corticium candelabrum, 1331 nucleotides. Its product is annotated as xaa-Arg dipeptidase-like. NCBI's taxonomy places the organism in Eukaryota, Metazoa, Porifera, Homoscleromorpha, Homosclerophorida, Plakinidae. The record is from RefSeq and is a predicted model, not a curated record. Gene Ontology annotation, molecular function: dipeptidase activity. The transcript has 2 exons. Bases 20 to 1222 code for a protein of 400 amino acids.